AUGAUAGAGAUAAACCAACGUCAGUUCCGCCCUCUCACGCGGCUAUCCCGGGGGACCUCCUCUCACAGCCUCGCCUCGUCGUCCGUCGUGUCGCCACACGACGCUGCCUCCUCACGCCACCCCCCGGCAGCCGCACUUGAGUGCGCGAACGACUGCAGAAACGGGAGCUUCCAGCCCCUUCCCGCCUCCUCGUUUCCCUUCGCGCCACCCCAAUUCACGUUCCCUCCUCCCCGUUUCCCCUUUCCGCUCUCCAUUACCCCUUCCCGACUCCCCGUUUCCCCUUCCCGCCUCCCCGUUUCCCCGUCCCGUUCCCGUUUCCCCUUCCCGCCUUCCCGUUUCCCUCUCCCGCUCCCCGUUUCCCCUUCCCGCCUCCCCGUUUCCCCUUCCCGCUCCCCGUUUCCCCUUCCCGCUCCCCGUUUCCCCUUCCCACUUUCCCGUUUCCCCUUCCCGCCUCCCCAAUUCCACCUUCCGCCACCCCGUUUCCCCUUCCCGUCUCCCCAUUUCCCCUUCCCGCCUCCCCGAUUUUCCUUCCCGCUCCCCGUUUCCCCUUCCCACCUCCCCGUUUCCCCUUCCUGUCUCCCCAUUUCCCCUUCCCGCCUCCCCGAUUUUCCUUCCCGCUCCCCGUUUCCCCUUCCCACCUCCCCGUUUCCCCUUCCCGCCGCCCCAGUUCCCCUUUCUGUCACCCCGUUUCCCCUUCCCACCUUCCCGUUUCCCUAUCCCACUCCCCAUUACCCUUUCCCGCCUCCCCGUUUUCCCUUCUCUACUCCUCAAUUCCCGUUCCAGCCUGCUCAUUUCCCCUUCCCGCUCCCCGUUUCCCCUUCCCACCUCCCUGUUUCCCCUUCCCGCUCCCCAUUACCCCUUCCUGCCUCCCCGUUUCCCAUUCCCGCUCCCCAUUACCCCUUACCGCCACCCCAUAUCCCCUUUCCGCCUACCCAUUACCCCGUUUCCCCCCUUUCUUCCUCUCGUUUCUCCCCCUCUCCCUCUCGUUUACCCCCCUUCCCCCUCUCAUUUCCCCCCCUUCUCCUCCUUGUUUUCCCCGCUUCUCCCUCUCAUGUCCCCCCUGUCCCCUUCUCAUUUCCCCCCAUUCUCCCUCUCAUUUCCCCUCAUGCUCCCCAUCAUUCCCCCCCUUUCCCCCUCUCGUUUCCCUCCCAUUCACCUGCUCAUUUCCCCCCUUUCUCCCUCGCUCUCCCCCCCCCCCCUGCUCCCUCUCAUCUCCCCCCCUCCUCCUUCCCGUUUCCCCCCCUUCUCCCUCUCAUUUCCCCCCCUUCUUCCGCUCAUUGCCCCCCUUUUUCCUUCUCAUUUCCAUCCGUUCUCCCCCUCAUUCCCCCCAUGCCCCCCCUCAUUCCCCCCAUGCCCCCCCUCAUUCCCCCCAUGCCCCCCCUCAUUCCCCCCAUGCCCCCCCUCAUUCCCCCCUUUUUCUCCCUCUCAUUUCCCCCCCUGCUCCUUGUCAUGCCCCCCCUUUCUCCCGCUCAUUUCGUCGCCUAUCGAGAGGCCCCGCCUCCCGAAAGUAAGCGACAAGAGGCGGCACUAAAACUGCCGGUCCGCCAUAAGUCUCUCCUCGCCCCCCGCCGCUCGUCAUCGCGAGGGAAGGCACCAUCGCACGAUCGUCGCUUGUCGCGUUGCCCAGUGUGGCAUCGCCCUGCCUCACAGGACAAGUUCAGGUUCAGCAGAGUUAGGCAGCUUAUUGGGAGCAGCAUCAGACACAAGUGUUGA
This is a messenger RNA of Closterium sp. Yama58-4, 1713 nucleotides long. NCBI's taxonomy places the organism in Eukaryota, Viridiplantae, Streptophyta, Zygnematophyceae, Desmidiales, Closteriaceae. The record is from the annotation of a GenBank genome assembly.